This is a messenger RNA of Fusarium oxysporum Fo47, 969 nucleotides long. RefSeq names its product LUC7 domain-containing protein. Gene Ontology annotation, cellular component: U2-type prespliceosome; U1 snRNP. Gene Ontology annotation, molecular function: mRNA binding. The coding region runs from base 37 to 840 and encodes 267 amino acids. The transcript is spliced from 2 exons. NCBI's taxonomy places the organism in Eukaryota, Fungi, Ascomycota, Sordariomycetes, Hypocreales, Nectriaceae. Gene Ontology annotation, biological process: mRNA splice site recognition. The record is from RefSeq and is a predicted model, not a curated record.
CGCCAACUUUCAACAUCUUCAAACGACGUAUUCGCAAUGGCCGCUGAACAGAGAAAGCUGCUCGAGCAGCUCAUGGGCGCAUCUUCAACAUCGCGCGCCGCUCAACUAUCGCUCACCGACCCUAAAGUCUGUCGAUCAUAUCUCGCAGGCACCUGUCCACACGAUCUCUUCACAAACACAAAGCAGGAUAUUGGACCGUGUCCGAAGGUGCACAAUGAAGGGUUGAAAGCGGAGUACGAUGGUCUAUCGGAUCGGGAGAAGCAGAAAUACGGAUUUGAGUACGACUAUAUGCGCGAUCUGCAAAAGUAUAUCGAUGACUGUAAUCGCCGAAUCGAUGCUGCACAGAGACGAUUGGAGAAGACACCUGAUGAGAUUCGCCAGACCAAUGUUCUGCUCAAAUCUAUUUCCGACCUCACAGCUUCCAUCAACAACGGCCUCCUGGAAGUCGAAAUCCUAGGCUCAAUGGGCGAAGUCUCGCGCGCUCAAGACGAGCUCUUUCGCGUCCGUCAAGCCUCACAAUCCAAAUCCGACCGCGAAAAGGAACUCAAAGCCCUCUCCGACACAUCUGGUCCCUCAGGCCACCAGAAGCUACAAGUCUGCGAUGUUUGUGGUGCCUACCUCAGUCGACUCGACAAUGACAGACGCCUGGCCGAUCACUUCUACGGAAAGAUGCAUCUGGGAUAUGCACAGAUGAGGAAGACGUACGAUGCUUUCCCUAAGGAGAUGAAGGGCCGAUCGAGGGCGCCUAUGGAUGACGAUGGACCUGGUGGACCCCGAGGACCUCGAGGUUCAGGAUAUAGGAGCGGCCGCGGCGGAAGGGGAUACCGUGGAGGAUGGUAAUCAAUGUGUAAUUAUUUAUUGGGAUGUUCAGGCGUUUGGCGCUGUGUAUAAAAUGGACGGAAAUAAGAAUGAAAGAGUUGGCGGAGAGCAGGAUAAUACCCUUUCUAGAAAAGCAGCUCAGCGCCAAAA